UCAACCAAAUACCUUAAGUUAUGUUCUCUGUAAAACGUAUGAUUUAAACGUCAGUUUUGCUUGUCACUAUUUAAUUUCGUGAAAGACCGACUUUUAAAUGACCUAGAGAAGGCUGUUGGAUUGGUGAGUCUCUUCCGAAGUCUUCGAAGAUCACCACUAGUACAAAAUAAAAAAAAUAAAAAUUUAUAUAAAAAAAGGUUAUAUAAAAUGUUUCGAACGAUUAUUUUACGAAGUGAUGUAGCUAAAGAAGUUGUGAGAAAAUCCUUCCGAUCAAAAAGUAUUAGAAAUGUUUCGGUUGAAUACUACAAACGAAGACAUUAUCACAGAUCUUUAUUUGGACCUGAAUCGUCUCAGGUAUUACAAAAAUUGGUUAAAACAGAACACAAUUUUGUCAGAAAUUAUGCUAGUGAUCUUCCAAACCACACAAAAGUUACACUUCCGGCACUUUCUCCAACUAUGGAACUUGGUACCAUAAUUAGUUGGGAAAAAAAAGAAGGUGAUAAGUUAAAUGAAGGUGAUCUCUUAGCAGAAAUUGAAACUGACAAAGCAACUAUGGGAUUCGAAACACCAGAAGAAGGUUAUCUGGCAAAAAUUCUCAUUCCAGCUGGAACCAAAGAUGUUCCCAUAGGAAAAUUGGUUUGCAUUAUUGUUGAAUCUGAAGCAGAUGUAGCUGCUUUCAAAGAUUUUAAAGAUACAGGUACUGCUGCACCUGCACCACCUAAAGCUGCUCCAGCACCUAGUGCACCUGCUCCUAGUGCUCCAGUACCAGCUUCAUCUGCAACUCCAGUUCCUGAAGUACCUUCUACAGGUAGGGUGUAUGUAAGUCCAAUGGCAAAGAGGUUGGCUGAACAGAGGAAUAUCAGAUUGGCAGGCAAAGGUACUGGAUUAUUCGAUUCUAUAACCACUUCUGAUCUACCAGGAUUAGAGGCAGCUCAUCCAGCUCCAGCUGCACCUGGAAUUAGUCUACCUGCUGCUGCUCCAAAAGGUUCUGCUUCACCUUUUGUUGAUAUCCCCGUUACUGGAAUGAGGGCUACUAUCGCAAAGAGACUACUCCAAUCCAAACAAACUAUUCCCCAUUACUAUCUAUCUGUAGAAAUUAAUAUCGACAAUUUAUUGGCAAUUAGAGCUAGAUACAACAAGAAACUAGAAAAGGAUAAAGUUAAAUUGAGUGUCAACGAUUUUAUUAUUAAAGCUGUAGCACAAGCUAGUUUGAAGGUUCCGGAAGCUAAUUCAUCUUGGCAAGAAACUACAAUUAGGCAGUACAGAAACGUGGAUGUUAGCGUAGCCGUAUCGACUGAUAAAGGUUUAAUCACACCGAUUAUAUUUGAGGCUGAAAGAAAAGGCGUUGUGGAAAUAAGUAAGACGAUGAAAACAUUAGCAGUAAAAGCGAGGGAAGGAAAAUUACAACCGCAAGAAUUUCAAGGAGGUACAAUUAGCGUAUCUAAUUUAGGUAUGAUGGGAAUCGAUCAAUUCUGUGCAGUUAUCAACCCUCCACAGAGCUGUAUUUUGGCUAUAGGAACUAGUACAUCGAGAUUGGUAGCGGAUCCAUCUUCUGACAAAGGAUUCAAAACUUCUCAAUUUAUGCAAGUGACACUGAGUUGUGAUCAUCGAACGGUAGACGGUGCUGUAGGUGCAAGGUGGUUGCAGGCUUUUAAGGAUCAUCUCGAAGAUCCAGUAUCGAUGGUUAUUUAAAAGAUUGAAAGUGUUCCUAAUAUCAUUUCUCCACACAUUAUUUAUAAAAUCGCUGCCAAUCAUUAGGGUGAAAUUGAAAAAAAAAAAUUACCACACCCUAGAACACGGAGACAAAAAAUUUAUUCUAAGUGGUUAUAAGCAAGUUUCUGGAUUUAUUUUUUUGAUAUACCUACAUAUAUUGAAAUAUAUUUAUAGUAACUUGCUUAAAAGGACCAAUUAUACAAAAACAACCGUAUUAGUUAAUUAUUUAUUUAAUAAGAUUAAAAUUUAUUUAAUAUUUUGACUUCGUGUUCUUUAUGUAUCGAUAGGAAGUCCUGUUUUAAAAUUUUAAAAAUGUUUAUUAGAAUGAAAUGCUGUAUUUACAGGUAUAUUAACAAUUAAAUCAUAUUGUGACUCAUUUUGGUUCAAUAUUUUUCAAAAAAAUAAUCAAUUUGUUAUAAAUUCGAAAUCUUUAUGAUUUAUAUAAAUAUCACGAGGUAUUGUAAAAUAAAUUAUAUUAUAAAUA
This is a messenger RNA of Diorhabda carinulata, 2197 nucleotides long. It is a transcript of the gene muc, whose product is annotated as dihydrolipoyllysine-residue acetyltransferase component of pyruvate dehydrogenase complex, mitochondrial. NCBI's taxonomy places the organism in Eukaryota, Metazoa, Arthropoda, Insecta, Coleoptera, Chrysomelidae. The record is from RefSeq and is a predicted model, not a curated record. Gene Ontology annotation, cellular component: pyruvate dehydrogenase complex. Gene Ontology annotation, molecular function: dihydrolipoyllysine-residue acetyltransferase activity. The transcript is spliced from 6 exons. Gene Ontology annotation, biological process: pyruvate decarboxylation to acetyl-CoA. The coding region runs from base 208 to 1692 and encodes 494 amino acids.